GGGCGCCGUCGUGGUGGGGGGUCGCGGAGGGCGCGGGCGGUGCUGUCGGUGGGGCUGAACCUGGCGGCGCUGCUCUUCUCGGCCACGGCCUUCGGCACGACCCACUGGUGCGAGGGGACGCAGCGGGUGCCCAAGCCCACCUGCGGCCCGCUCCGCCGCACCAACUGCCUCGACUACGGCAACGAGACCGGCGCCGCCGCCUCCUCCUCCUCGUCGCCGGUGCGCUACAGCUGGGAGACGGGCGACGACCGCUUCCUCUUCAGGGCCUUCCACGCCGGCAUCUGGUACUCGUGCGAGGAGAACCUCCACACGCCCGGUGAAAAAUGCCGCAGCUUCAUUGACCUGGCUCCGGCUUCCGAGCGAGGGGUGCUGUGGCUGUCGGUGGCCUCGGAAGUCCUCUACAUCGUCCUGCUGGUUGUCGGCUUCAGCCUCAUGUGCCUCGAACUGGCCCGCUCCAACAACUUGAUCGACGGUCUGAAGCUCAACGCUUUUGCCGCUGUCUUCACGGUGUUGUCAGGGCUGCUGGGCAUGGUGGCUCACAUGAUGUACACGCAAGUGUUCCAGGUGACGGUCAGCCUCGGGCCGGAGGACUGGCGGCCCCACUCCUGGGACUACGGCUGGUCCUUCUGCCUGGCCUGGGGCUCCUUCACGUGCUGCAUGGCCGCCUCCGUCACCACCUUGAACUCGUACACCAAGACCGUCAUCGAGUUCCGGCACAAGCGCAAGGUCUUUGAGCAGGGCUUCCCGGAGGAGGAGGAGGAGGACCCCACCGGCCCGGCGGAUCCGGAGCCCAUCAAGUACUUCCACGAGAGGCUGGAGGAGGAGAGGGAUGAGGUGGGGGCCGUGAGGCUAGAGUGCCCGCGAGGGGGCUACUCCUCCAAUAGGCUGCACAACACCCAGCUGUGAAGCCCCCCCAAACAGGAGGCGGUCCGGAUGGCCAGGAGAGGCUCUCCUCGUCCUUGUCCCCGUCCCGGUCUUCCAGCAGCUCAGCAAAGUCCUCUUUGUUUCCAUCGGAGCCCCCCAGCUGGCUUUCCUCCCUGGGAGCCGGCCACAUCGUCGCAGCAGCAGCUUCUCCGGGGGCCGCAGAGUCCCUGAACCCGAGCGCACAGCGGGGGGUGCCCAGGGUGGUGGCAGCAGCAAGGCCGGGCCUCCCGGCCGCUCAGGCCACCCGUCUGACUCCCGGUCCCAGGGCAGCCCCUCUGGGGGAGAAGGCCAGGCGGGCCGGCGGCACACCCUGCUUGGCUAGCCGAGAGCACCGGCCUGC
This is a messenger RNA of Gekko japonicus, 1264 nucleotides long. RefSeq names its product GSG1-like (gene GSG1L). Gene Ontology annotation, cellular component: plasma membrane. Lineage: Eukaryota; Metazoa; Chordata; Lepidosauria; Squamata; Gekkonidae. The record is from RefSeq and is a predicted model, not a curated record. The transcript is spliced from 7 exons. The annotation marks the transcript as partial.